This is a messenger RNA of Lacerta agilis (Sand lizard), 2324 nucleotides long. RefSeq names its product RNA polymerase II associated protein 2 (gene RPAP2). The coding region runs from base 16 to 1857 and encodes 613 amino acids. Gene Ontology annotation, cellular component: cytoplasm; nucleus. Gene Ontology annotation, molecular function: RNA polymerase core enzyme binding; RNA polymerase II CTD heptapeptide repeat phosphatase activity. The transcript is spliced from 13 exons. The record is from RefSeq and is a predicted model, not a curated record. NCBI's taxonomy places the organism in Eukaryota, Metazoa, Chordata, Lepidosauria, Squamata, Lacertidae.
UUCAAUUAAGCUCACAUGGCUCACGUACUUGAAUCAGGCCAGACCGUAGCUAAGCGGAAAGCACUGCAUAUAUAUGGAAAUAAACAGUCGAGUGCUUUGAAAAAUGAAGAUGCUGCACAAAGGAAGGCGGCGCUUGAAGCUGCCAUUAGAAAGAAGAUUGAGGCUGAGCGAAAAGCCUUGCAGGUUGUCGAACGUCUGUUGGAAGAAGAUAUCACGGAAGAAUUCCUUGUGGAUUGUGGGAAGAGUAUAACACCUCCUCACUAUAAGGAUGUUGUGGAAGAACGAUUUAUCAUCAAGUUGUGUGGCUACCCCAUAUGCCGAAAGAGGCUACAGAAUGUGCCAAAACAAAAGUACAAAAUAUCAACCAAAACAAACAAAGUGUAUGAUAUCACUGAAAGAAAGUGUUUUUGCAGUAACUUCUGCUACAGAGCAUCAAAAUACUUCGAAGCUCAGAUUUCAAAAAGUCCUGUGUGGCUGCGAGAAGAAGAAAGGCCACCAGACAUUGAAUUACUGAAGGAUGGGGAAAGUGGCCACUCUGGGAAGGAGGUGAAAUUAGUCAACGAAGCAAUCAACACAUUAGACAUUGAAAACCCUCUCCCAGCAGCAACCCAGGGCGACUCCAGCGUAGACAGUGAGAGCAGCAGUGAGGCCGAACAAGAAUUCGUCUCCUCCGUUCUGCAAGAAAAGAAUGUACCUCCAUUGCCCAGGAAGGGUAUUCUCAAAGAGAAGUGCAUGCGGAGAGCACAACUCAAACCUACCAAUGCAGACGCCUCCGUUAAUGAUGCCGCAGAGCAGUUAAGUCGGUGCAAAUUAGACACUCGAGGAGAAGAACAUGUUCUGGAUAGCUCUCAGAUUAAAGGAGCUCCUGUUUCUCUAUCCAGUCCUAGUCCUGAAACUGUCCAGCUCUCUGAAGGCUUUGGAGAUGGCUCCAGCGGCUCGCAAGUAGUUUUCCUGGGUGUGAGCCCAAAAGGGGCAGAACUGUUUAAAAAGUUGCUUGCCAAAUCGAAACAGACUGCGAAGCCUGGCUCGGAAGGCCCAGCCGACCCCCUCACUGCCAAAUGUAGCUUGCUAGAAGGGCUGAGGCAGACCUUUACCGAAUGGAGGACUGAGGAGACGGCGAAGCUCCUCCGCGGCAGUGAUGCCGCAGCCACCUAUGCACCACAGCCCUCUCCGGCAGCUGGCCGUGAGGCAGAGGAGGAGCUUGACGAGGAUGACUUGGAGAGUGUCGAUGAACCUAACAAGGCCGUUUCUGAGAGAGGCGCCCAGAACCCUUUCAGCCAGCCAUUGCCUUUCAAGGCCUCGAGUCCAGCAGCAAAACCUAUACCCAGCUAUGAGAAACUGAAAGAAGAGACCUCACAGUUAGAGUUAAAGGUGCAGGAAUUUUACAGAGGAAACUUCGCCUUAGGCGAAGAAGAUCUGGCAACCCUGUCGAGAGGGGAGAAGCAUCACGGCAAUGACAAUGGUGAUCAUCAGUGGCCCCCUGCCCUCCCGCUUGUAGAUUCUAAAGCUCAGCAGCAGAUUCGGACACGAAUUGUCCUCGAAAAGCUGCGAAAAGUUUUGCCUGCUGUUUUGGGCCCUCUUCGGAUUCCUCUUGGGGAUGUUUACAGUGAACUUAAAGAUCUUGUUAAGACAUUCAGGUUAACAAAUACAAAUAUUAUUCACAAAACUCCUGUAUGGACCCUGAUUGCCAUUGUGCUUUUGUCCGUGUUGUCGCAAAAUAUUCCCAUCUUUGCAAGUUCCCAGCACAGCCAAGGAUAUUCGCAGUUCCUGGCUACUUUGCUUGAAGAAUUACACUUCAAAAAUGAAGAUUUUGAAAGUUUAACAAGAAUAUUCAGAAGCGAUAGUCUUCCAUACUGAUAAGUGGACUACGCUAAAAUUUGGACACCGAGACAGAUCAUCUUUCCAGGUCUUUCACCAUUUUCAUCAAGUUGCCCUAAUGGAGAGGUGGCUGUCCACAUCCUAUUGAACUUCAACUUCCAUUAGCCACAGCCAUCAUGUCCUUCGAUCAGGGAUUAUGGGAGCUGUAGUCCACCAACAUUUGGAGGGCAAAAGGUUCUUCAUCACUAUAAUGGAACACCAGCAUUUUGUGUUUGUGUCCGUGUGCCAUUAACUUCCUAAGGAAAUUGUGUCAUUCAGCAUUUCUGAAAAGCUAAAGCAAAUCUAAGGUGCAGUUCUAGUUCUUUUUUUCCAGAAAGAAGUGCCUUAGUAAAGUACAUCAAAGAAACAUAAUCUGAAUUGUCAUUUCAGUAGUCACAAAAUAAUAUAACAUCCUAUGGUUAUUAUGAUAUGGAACUUCUUAAUAAAGUGCUUAUUUUGCUUAUUUA